Molecule: messenger RNA, 338 nt
Organism: Dentiscutata heterogama
Lineage: Eukaryota; Fungi; Glomeromycota; Glomeromycetes; Diversisporales; Gigasporaceae
Source: the annotation of a GenBank genome assembly
AUGUUUGUAAUUAUUGUCAUCAAAAUCUUAGAGAUGGUGAAAUACUGAUCUGCAGCCAUGGGUACCAUUUUCAAUGCUAUCAAAAAAUAGAAUUUAGUUGUUAUUCUUGUGAAGAAUAUUACAAGUGCGAAAUAUAUAACAAUGUGAAAUUUUUAGUAAAUAGACUAGAAAAAAGACUAAAUGUCUUAACUGCUGAAGAAAAAGAAGAUAUAAAUAAUGGCGUAGAAGCUCAAGAGGAGGAUCAGGAUUAUUCGACUACAGAAGAAAUAGAAUUAGAUAGAAUUCAAAAAGUAUAUAUGGCCCUUUUAAACGAAAUAAAUCAUGUUAGUACUUGGUAA